AUGCCUAAUACAGGACCAGUAAGCCCAGAAGGUAACAUUGUUCCAUUGCUUACUGUAGAACGAAUAGUAACACAAACGACUGAGAAGACUAAGAAGUUGGACCAAAUCCCCUCUCAAAGGGCUAUUGCUAGCUCGAACAAACCAAUUGCAGAUGAAGAGCAACAGGAGGAGAUGACAGAUGAAACCAAAAAAUGGCAGAAGACAAUCAUACUGUAUGUCAUUGGCACCUUCCCAUCAAUUGGUACUAUGGAAAGGUUCAUAGCUUCCCAAUGGAACUUUGCUGCUAAACCAAAAGUUUACUAUCACAAUGGGCGAUAUUUUGUCAUUCUAUUCAAUACCAUGGAGGAUAAAAAUGAAGUAAUGUACUCAGGGCCACACACUUUAGGUAACAAGCCAAUUAUCCUCAAAUCGUGGUCUGUUGAUUUCAAUUUCUAUGAUGAGGUACUGAAGACCAUACCACUGUGGGUGAGUUUUCCAAACCUACCUUUGAAUUGUUGGGGUAAUAUUACUUUGAGCAGAAUUGCUAGUGGUUUGGGCUGCCCUAUAUAUGCUGAUGAAUGUACAUCUAGUACAGUUAGAAUCUCUUAUGUUAGGGUUCUAAUUGAAAUGGAUAUUUCAAAAGAAUUUCCAAAAUGCAUUAUAGUGCAAGAUCUAUCGAGGAAAGAAUUUGAGCAGGUGGUAGAGUAUGAUUGGGUGCCACAAUACUGCCAUGAAUAUCUUAUGGUUGGGCAUGAUUGUGCUGUCACACAAGAAAUUGCUGAACCACAUAUAGAAAGGCAGAGGGAUGGACAACAAAAACAAAAGUUUGUAGUACUAAAUCAACAAGACAAAACUUAUAAGACUAGAGGCAAUAUGCAGCAAGCAAAGGCUCAAAAGCCAACAGUUCAAUGGGUAGCAAGAGGACAAUUCAAAUAG
Molecule: messenger RNA, 915 nt
Organism: Nicotiana tabacum (common tobacco)
Lineage: Eukaryota; Viridiplantae; Streptophyta; Magnoliopsida; Solanales; Solanaceae
Source: RefSeq, a predicted model, not a curated record